AUGGUGAAAACGAGAAUGUCUGAAGCAAUAUCAGACACAGGUACAUCAUUCGUUGGUGGUCCACAAAGUGAAACGAAUAGGCUAGCUAAGGCAAUUGGAGCCACGUACCUAAGAGAAUACCAGCUUUAUACAAUCCCUUGCAACGCUCAUCCACCGAGUCUCGACAUCUACAUUGGAAGCAGAAAAUACUCUAUAGAAGCGAAGAAUUACAUAGUUGACUCUAUUAAAUCCAAAAAUAGGCCACUCAAAAACUGGCUUCUGCAGGCUGGUGACAACAUGUGCUUAUUUGCGGUAUUCCCCUUUUCUUAUGGAGGGAUUGGUCCUGCAUGGAUUCUCGGCGACCCAUUCAUUCGCCAAUACUGUAAUAUUCAUGACAUGAAACAAAAAAGGAUUGGAUUCGCCAAAUCCCUUUCCGAGUAG
Molecule: messenger RNA, 420 nt
Organism: Strongylus vulgaris
Lineage: Eukaryota; Metazoa; Nematoda; Chromadorea; Rhabditida; Strongylidae
Source: the annotation of a GenBank genome assembly